CCCCGGAGAGGCACGGAUGCGUCCACGGCUCUUUAUCGCGAUCACGGUCACGGUGUGGGCUGUGCUGCUCCAGGCGCCGUGUCUCACCCCGGCUCCCACUCCUCCUUGCCCUGCUCCGGGGGGCUCUGGUGGAGGUACCGGGGUGAGGGGAUCCGGACACGGCGGCGGAGAGGCUCAAACACCGGGUUUCGGAGGCGGAUCGUACCAGGACACCUCCGCGGACUCUCGGGAGUCUCGCGCAGGUCCGCCCGGGAACGAGUCUGCACACAUGAACCCUGAAAUGUCCUCCUCGGAUCCUCUGCACUCAAACACACAGCUCCUCAGAAGAAAGAGGAGCUCUCUGACCAGAAGCCCAUCUGAGCACGUCCUCCUCCAGGUUCAGACUGGACCAGAGCUGUCUCAGUUUGGAGUCAAGUUCCACAAAUGUGCUCAGUUGGUCCCAGGCUCUGACCCCCCUCUGAUCUCCAUUCUCCUCCUCAUCCACCACGUCGGCCCUUCUCAUGGCUCCAACCUGACACAGGUUGCUGUCCGAGACUCUAUCUCUGGCCUUGCUCCGGUCCGGUCUGAGGUCCGGUCCUUGGGCUGGUCUGAGGGCAGAGAAGUGGAGGCCGGUUACCAGAGCUUCGCCAUAGACUCUCUUUAUGCUGGGUCCCAGGUGGUGCUAAACUACUCCGCCCACAUCAAGAGCCCAAAGACUGGAGUCCUGGAGCUCCCUGCUUAUCUCACCUUCUCCAACGCCUCACAGAAUGAUGUAAACAUGUUUGGACCACUCACAGCUAAUCUGACCUUAAGGGUGAAUUCCACCGUCAGAAUGUUUCCACACCCCGCCUUACACUUUGCUGGGUUCCUGGGAGGGUUCCUGGUCUCUUUGGCUUUGGUCCUUUUGGGUUUUCUGUUCCUGAACUGUGUUGACCCCGGCACUGCUCUGAGGCUUUGCCCUAAACAGAGACGUGGAGCAGCAUCUGACCUGGAGUUCGACACCUCUGAGGUUAGCAACGGUUUGAAGCAGGAGGCGGAGUUUGAGGACAAAAUAGUGGAUAUCAUGACUCUGGAGGAGCCUCAGGACAUGCAGCAUGCUCUGGACAGUCUAGAGACCUCCUCUCUGCUCCGAGCCUCUGCUCAACUUGAAGCAUCGCGGUUGCAGAUGCACAGAGACCUGGUGGUGGCUCUGUUGAGCCAAGGGGCGGGGUCAGGAGUCACACUGGUGGAGGUGCUGCUGGGCCAGAUAAUGGCGCUAGAGGGCAGACUGCAGGAAGAGCACCAGGACAAGAUGGCUGCCCUCACCGAACAUUUCAACAAAGAAAUGAGAGACACCAUGAAUGCCAUAAACACUCAGUUGCUCCGAGACACAGAGGAGAGAGAAGAGGCAGAGAGGAAGAGCAGGGACACAGAGACUGCUCUUCACUGCAGAACACUCCAGGAGAAGUUUCACAAACUGAAAGAGAGGUGGGUACAGCAUCACCUCCUGGUCAGACAGGAGGAGGUGUCGGCUCGGGUGCAGAGGGAGGUUGCAGAGAGGAGACGAGAGGUGGUGCAUCAGAUCUUCUGUGAGGAGUUGGAGGAGGCCACAAGGACCGGAGACAUGGACCAGAGCUCAGCCUCAACUCUGCAGCAUCUGUACUUCAACUGCCAGGACUUUCUGGAGCAGGUGUGGGAUGAGGUGGUGGCCCAUCAGAAGGCUAUUCUCUCUGAGCGUCAGACUCAUAGGAAGCUCCUGGUGCAGAGUCUGCAGGGAGUCCACAGUCUGGUCUCUGAGACCUUCUGUAACAACAACAGCAGAAGGGGUGGGCCUGGGGGUGAGCUGCAGGCACUGUAUGACAGAGGGCAGCAGGAGGUGCUGGUGCAGAGGCAAAGGCUGCAGGAGACGGUGAAGCAGGAGAAGGCAGCUCUCCGCUGUGACCUGCUCCAGAAACGACGAGACAAGCUCUCAAAUAUGUGGCAUCUCCACAGACAGCAGCAGAACUCCCUUUCCUCCAUCCCCCUCUCUUCCCUCUCCUCCCCCUCCUCCCUCUCCUCCUCCUCCCCUCUGCCUCCUGUUGAGUUCAUGCUUCUCCUUCAGUCCUGGAGAGAUCUUCUGGUGUUUCAGAGCCGUGAGGAGUCUGAGCUCAUAAAGCACCUGGACCAGGAGGCAGCCACUUGCAUCAAGAAGGUGGUGAGUGACUUGCUCAAGGGCACAACGACAGAGCUCAGAGAGCUCCACACCCCUGUGCUCCUGCAGACUGAGCGCCCCCUGCAGCACACAGAGGAGGCUGCGGUGGCACAGGAGAGUAGAGGCUGUACCACAGAGGAGCCACAGGGGGCGCUGCAGAGGGAGCUGGGAGAGCAAAGGGACAUCAGGGAGCAGUGCAGAAUCUUCUUCAGGCGUCUCCUCUCCUCUCAGCUCUCCCUCUCAGACUCUGACCUUCUGAAGUUGAAGCUGGAGUAUCAGAAGUGUUUCUCAGUGAUGGACAGGUGUCUGGUGGUACCCCCUGCUGUCCUCAGAGCCAAAGUGCAGCGUGGCCUGGAGGAGUGGAGGCGGAGCCAAGAGAAGCUCAUGAGUCGAGGCAAAAGGAAAAGCACCAAAGAAGAAUCUGAGCUCAGAAGGUUUAAGAAAAACCUACAAGAACGAUUAAAGUUGUAUGAACAGAGCCACAAGAAGGAGAUGGAACUCAGAGAGGAGAUGGAGCAGCAAAUGCGUUCAGACUCUCAGGCCUCCCUCCUUUCUCUCUCAGAGCGUCUCUCCUCACUCCUUGUGUCUCUUCACUUGGACAAGGUUCAGAGUUGGAGCCAAGUGUUGCAGACAUGGGAGGCCAUUUUAUGUCUCCAGUCGCUCCUGAUCCCAGAGCUCAGAGAGAGACCCGAGAUGGCCACUGAGAUCCGCGCGCACCGGGAGGGGUUGGCUGCAGCUGAGGAGGAGUUUCAACAGGAUCUGUGCAGAGUGGACAUUGACCUAGCACCACCAGUCGACACUGACCCUCUGACCACCCUGUCCUCUGUGUCCCCUCCCCCUCCUAUCCCACCUCUCUUGGAGGAUGGAGUCCUGGAGGUGAAGCCAGACUGCAACAUGGGGUCUAUCCUCCAGGAGGCGCUGUACAAACGAGAACAGCUCCUGUCUCUGCUGAGCCAGAAGUCUGAAGAAUCCACAUCCAGGACUCAGAUCAGAGAAGAUCUGCGACAACAUUUGGAGCUGAGGAGACUGCAACAGCUGUGUGCACAGGAUGUGAAGUUCACGUCUGUUCUGGUUAGGCUGCUGGAGGUUCCUCGUGAUGUUCUGAUGCAGAUGCUGUGUGUGCUGCUGCCUGCUCUGCCUGAGAGAGAGCUCCUGUCUCUGUGUGAAAGUCUGAGUCCUAAGGAUCUGCCACAGUGUCCACGCUUGUCUUCUCUGAAUCAUCUCAUUGUUAAACUGAGAGCAGAUUUUACUCGUGAGGCAUCCCUGGAUGCUCCUGUCUGCACCGGGCAAACUGAUAGGAUGGAGGAAAAGAGACGGGGUCUGUUAGAGAAGCUCCUCUCCUCCGUCUGUGCCCCACCUCCUUCAGCCACUCCUCUCAUUCUGGUCCAACCUGAGAUUGGGACUAGAUCUGAGACUGGGCCAGAGAUCGGGACUAGACCUGGUUCCGAUUUCCUUAAACUCUGUCUUGUUAAGCCCGAUCCAGACGAGUACAUGUGUCUCUCCCGGGCCAGUCCUGAUCUGGAUCCUGGUCCCUGUCCCAGUACGGUUCUCAGUUCUGAUGCUCAUGCUGUUCACUCUGAGAGGUUGUUUAUCUUCAGAGACGUGCCGGUCUCCGCUCAAACACCAGAGGGUGCCAUCAGGAAACGCAGGAAGAACUUCCUGAACCUGAAAAAGAGCAGUGUGGCCCCUCUGAUUUCUGACUCCUGACUUCCUGCUCUCACAUUUAUAAUGGGACUCUGCAUUUCAUUCAGGGGCGGGAUUUAAUGCUCUAUUGCAACCAUGGCAAUGCAUAUUUAAACAGUGUUUUCUUAUUCACCUGAGCUGCCAGGUCCAAAAAAAACAUCAUAACAAACUUAACAAAAACACAUCCCGCUUUCCUUUGACUAUCUGUUGAUGCAUCUGAGGCUCUAUUUUUUUCCCCAAAAAAUAGACACUUUGCAUUAGUGGUUCGGCUCGCCAAUUGAUGUUUGCCAAUAUAUUUUCUACAGUCAGGUUAAGGUAUAUACACACACACACACACACACACACACACCCCCACACACACACAUAUUUAAAUAAAUACUAUUAAUGUCACUGAACCUUAAUAUUUGCUGUAAUUACAUCUGCUGAUUAUGAAAUGAACUCUUCAGGGGAAAUGCAGCAUGAGGCAGGUAGUUGGCUUUGAUUGACAUCGAGCGCUAAGCUCCGCCCCUAGAUGAAAUGCCAAGAGUUUAGAGAGUCCCUAUUUAUAAUGGAAAGAAAAUGUCUGUCCUGAUGAAAAUGUUUUAUUCGACUGUGUUAAAUAUUAUUGUGUUAAAGAUUGUAUUAUUAUUUUGAAUUUAUUCCUGUUUCAGUUUAAAGGCAGCUGUUUGACAUGAGAUUCUUUUGGAUUCACCCAUGUUUUGUACGUGACGGUUACAGUAAAAACACCAUACUUUUACUU
Periophthalmus magnuspinnatus is the source of this 4571-nucleotide messenger RNA. Its product is annotated as limbin-like. Gene Ontology annotation, cellular component: ciliary membrane; plasma membrane protein complex. Bases 17 to 3856 code for a protein of 1279 amino acids. Lineage: Eukaryota; Metazoa; Chordata; Actinopteri; Gobiiformes; Gobiidae. Gene Ontology annotation, biological process: smoothened signaling pathway. The record is from RefSeq and is a predicted model, not a curated record. The transcript has 23 exons.